Messenger RNA from Besnoitia besnoiti, 1320 nucleotides. RefSeq names its product protease inhibitor PI1. The record is from RefSeq and is a predicted model, not a curated record. Gene Ontology annotation, molecular function: serine-type endopeptidase inhibitor activity. The coding region runs from base 1 to 1320 and encodes 439 amino acids. Lineage: Eukaryota; Apicomplexa; Conoidasida; Eucoccidiorida; Sarcocystidae. The transcript is spliced from 3 exons.
AUGACUGCAACUUCCUCAAGCACUUUGGUUAGGCUGUACUGCAUCCUAGUCUCCGCAUGGCGCGAGGACCCGGAUGACGACUACAAUUUCGCGUUCUCUCCAUACUCAAUCAGCGCGCUCCUCUCUAUUCUCUAUUUUGGCGCCAGGGGAACGACGCAGGACCAGCUCAAGGACGUGUACUUUCAAGGUCGUUCGCCUGACGACGCGGCAAAAUGCCUGCGAGACGCUAUCCCUGCAGCCGAUCGAAAAGAGGAGGUUAGAGACAAGUCGGAUGUGUCUUCCGUCAUCGUCGAGAGCGCGCAUCGCCUCUACGCGUCGAAGGAGCUGAUCGAACACUCCGUGUCGGCGUUUGACGGGUUUCGAGGAACUGUUGAAGAGAAUUUGAACGCCGAGGCGCUUUCAGCCGACUUCCAGACGAAGUGCGAGGAUGAGCGACGGAAAAUAAACGAAUGGGUAGCAGCUGUAACGGGCGGAAAGAUAACUGAUAUCCUUCCGCCGGCAUCCGUCACCUCUGAAACGGCCCUUCUCCUCGUCGGCGCACUCUACUUCAAAGGCGAGUGGUUGAAACCGUUCUCGCCGUGCGAGGGACAUGGGCCGUCGAAGUUUUACAGACAGGACCCCUCCGGGGCCACUGUUUUCCAAGAGGGAAUCAGAUUCAUGGAAGCGACGCAGGUCUGCAAUAACGUUUUCUGCUACCGGUUCAAGCACACAACCCGCCCGGGUUUCGGAGCUACUGUGUUGGAGGUGCCAUAUAUCGAUCACCGAUGUUCCAUGGUUUUCUUCAUGCCUGACGCUCCCGCCGACUUGGUAAAGCUUGAGGAAAUAUGGCAUGAUAAUCCAGACCUUCUCAGUGAUUUGCUGCAGGAGAUGGAUGAGACUUCGAGCACUGAGCUUCGAGACGUAGAACUUAAAGUCAGACUUCCCUACUUUAAACUAGGCGGCGAAACGAUGAGCCUGCUACCGAUACUCAAAACGCUGGGGCUGAAAGACUUCUGUAGCUCGAACGCGGAUUUGUCCGGUAUAAACGGGAGUAGAAACAUGUCUGUAAGCGGCGUGUUUCAUCAGUGCAUCGUUGAGAUCGACGAAACUGGAACGGAGGCGGCCGCUGGCGCAGCGGCUAGCAUCGCCUGCACGUCCAUCCCCGUCAUUCGAGAAAGGAAGACAAUCAACGUUGACCGUUCAUUCUUGUUCCAGAUUCGACGGCUUCGGCAAAUGAGGGACGGGAGGGCAGCGAGGUCCGCAGUUUCUCGUAGAGAUGAUGACGUAUUUUUUGUGGGCAGAGUUGUUGAUAUGAUCGCGCUGCAAGGCGAGAACGAGUGA